AUGCGGCGUUGUUUUCUGCACUGUGUGGUUUUGACAGCCACAAUUUUUCUGUUUCUUUCGGCCUCUUUUGGGGAGGCGCAAAUUACUGCGGAAAACCGGGCCGGGAAUUUGACUCGGAGGGAUUCAAGGGAAAAAGAGAAGUGGGGCUGUGUUUUAUGCACCUUUAUUACCGGACUUGUGUCUCAACUGAGGCAAUUGCAUGGGGUCUCCGCGAAUGAGGCACUCAGUAAGUUUUGUGAAUUUUUUGGCUCUCCCAAAGGCCUUAUGUGCCGCCUCGCCAGUCUUAUUUUGUUUCGGAAAGCUCUUCCUCUCAUUGACGCAAACAACACCCCUGACGUUGUGUGCCGGACAUUGUCGUACUGUAAGGACCCGAAAUGCCAUAUUUUCCCUGUUGGAAACGCCACCGUUUCAGUGAAAUCCCUGCGGAAAAUACAUCAGUUGGAGAGGGUCAAGGCAAAGGACUUGUGUAGUCAGUUGCCGAUGCUUUGUCCAGUGAGACGUGGUCUGCGUCCCGCGUAUGAUGAGGAUGGCGAUUUAUUCUCGACCUACCCCACGAAGCGCGGGAGUGAUUGGCGGGGCCGUGACUGCGACGACAAGGAUCCCAAGGUGUACCCCGGCCGCAAUACCACGGACGCUUUCAGGGACGAGAACUGCAACGGCAUUUUUGGAGUGGAUAACGUUACAGGGAAAACAUACGAGGAAUUGUGGUGCCUCAACUCCUCGUCGAUGGGCGUUAUUGCACUGGGGGACAGCGUCACGGCACAUUUUGGUAUUCCAGCCGAUUUUCUUGAGGUCCGGAGCCUUUCAACCGCUGGCCUUGCUAAUAUUAUGGGCAUCAUUGCGAAUGAUUUUGAUUGGCCGAUGCUUUCUGGCAUCACUGGCUUUGCCAAUGUGUCAGAUUACAAGCCGAAUCGCGAAGGUUUUAUGAAGUCUGUGUACAGCGAACUGUUGAAGCGAAAUAAAUGUAAUCAUCGUGACUACCAGAAUAUUGGCGUAAACGGUGCCUUAGUUAGAGACCUUAGCGGAAUGCUGGACUUUGUUGCUCGGAACCGAACUGCUUUUGUAAAACCAGCACUCAUUUUUUUUUCGAUGGUCGGUAAUGAUGUAUGCAGUCCUCCUCCCCGUGCCACCACGCCACAAGAGUAUUACAUAGGUCUAACUAAAGCUCUGGAAAAGGCAGAGACCAUAUUUCCAGCUGGAAGUCAUGUUUUGGUGCCUCCUUUGGUGGAUGGUCGUAUUUUGUACAACACGAUGCAUAACCGCACGCAUCCAAUAGGGAGUUUAAACAAUGAUGUCACAUAUUCAGAUUUCUAUGAUUUUUUAAAUUGUCUUGGAAUUUCUCCUUGUUGGGGGUGGAUGAAUACCAACGAAACCGUCCGUAAUGCCACCUGGAAAUUGGCCCAGACGCUAAACGCACAGUUACCUCGAAUUUUGAAAGAAUCGGCGACGAAAUUUAAGAACAUUAAGGUUCAUGUCCUUGACGAUGUUUAUUCGGGCGUUUUGUCUUCUUUUAAUGGGUCUAAAUGGGAGCUUCUAGAGCCCGUUGAUGGAUUUCAUCCCUCACAAUUGGCCAACGCGUUGCUGGGUGAAUAUAUGUUUAAAAAAACAGUUGAGUUGGGUAUUAUUCCACCGGCCAACCCAUUCAACGAUCUUAUUGAAAACCGCUUCGGUGAUCAAGGUGGACAUUGA
Messenger RNA from Trypanosoma cruzi, 1689 nucleotides. Its product is annotated as GPI inositol deacylase precursor, putative. Lineage: Eukaryota; Euglenozoa; Kinetoplastea; Trypanosomatida; Trypanosomatidae. The transcript has a single exon. Bases 1 to 1689 code for a protein of 562 amino acids. Gene Ontology annotation, biological process: lipopolysaccharide catabolic process; negative regulation of inflammatory response. The record is from RefSeq and is a predicted model, not a curated record. Gene Ontology annotation, molecular function: calcium ion binding; acyloxyacyl hydrolase activity.